GUUGUGUUGCUGCCCCAGAACCAGAGACGGUAGUGCCACGGCCGCAGCUCCAAAUCCUCCAGACAAUGUCGUCGAAUUUGGUCGAGCAGCCGCCGCCUCUGCACAACAACAACAACAACUGCGAGGAAGGCGAACAGCCCUUGCCACCGCCCGCCGGCCUCAACAGUUCCUGGGUGGAGCUGCCGAUGAACAGCAGCAAUGGCAAUGAUAAUGGCAAUGGGAAAAAUGGGGGGCUAGAGCAUGUACCGUCCUCAUCCUCUAUCCACAAUGGAGACAUGGAGAAGAUCCUUUUGGAUGCACAGCACGAAUCAGGACAGAGUAGUUCCAGGGGCAGCUCGCACUGUGAUAGCCCUUCCCCACAAGAAGAUGGACAAAUUAUGUUUGAUGUCGAAAUGCAUACCAGCAGGGACCAUAGCUCUCAGUCGGAAGAAGACGCUGCAGAAGGCGAGCGAGAAGGCGAGGCCAUGCAGAAGAGUGUCGAGUGGGUCUCUGACUGGUCCAGCAGGCCCGAAAACAUCCCUCCCAAGGAGUUCCACUUCAGGCACCCGAAACGUUCAGUUUCUUUAAGCAUGAGAAAAAGUGGAGCCAUGAAGAAAGGGGGCAUUUUCUCCGCAGAAUUUCUUAAGGUGUUCAUUCCAUCUCUCUUCAUUUCUCAUGUUUUGGCUUUGGGGCUAGGCAUCUAUAUUGGAAAACGACUGAGCACCUCUUCUGCCAGCACCUACUGAGGAAGAGAAAAGCCAUGGGAAAUGCGUGUGACCUGUGAAGUGGUGUUCUUGUCAUAUUAGUUUAUUUGAACUUGAGACCAUUAUAAGCAUGACCUGCCACCCUAUUUUUACAUAUCCAAGUUCCAGUAACUGAAAAUCCAGUAUUUCAUGUUAACUCUGUUGAGACAUUUUACUAACCUCAUUCCCUUUGGGGCCUGUAAGACACUUUAGACUUCCUAACAGAGUUUACUGUCUAGAAAUUUGCAAGGGCUUCUUUGUGCACACGCCACCAGCAGAUUAUAAUUUUGUCAACAAUACUGUUGUCUCCUUUUAGUCACCACCAGAGUUAGACCUGCAUCAUUAUUGGUAUAAAUUUACUCUUGCAAGAUAACUACCAUUCCACUCUUCAAAUGAGUUCAGGUUAGCAAGUGAUAAUUAAGCUUUAUUGUUGUUGUUGUUUUCCAAAAGGCAAGCUUCCCUAAACUUGAAUUUAUAGCAAUUAAAAAAAUAAAAACAAAACAAAAAACCAAAAUGCAAGUUAAAAAGGCACCUGGGCAAUAAAAAGUGUUUUAAGCCGGCUGUGGAGCCGCUGUUGUCUGCCCCUCCUUCGCGCCUUUCCAGGAGGCAGGCUGUGCAACAAACAGACUGAGGACUAAAAUCACAUCAGCAGACUUUCAUACUAGUAUAUCGUAAUGUCUUUUCUAUGAUAUAGAGUCUUUAUUUCUGAUAAGGAAUGUCUCAGGCCCAGAAAUAUAUGAAAUUGCUGUGGGAUUUUUGUGUAUGUUUUUAGCGGCAUGCUAAUUUUUCAUAACUUUCUUUACUUUUAUUUUUUAUUUCUCUGAGAGGCUUUGGGAUGCGUCCCAAUCUGUGGUGUGAAUGUGGGUUUCUCCUCUAACGCCUUUCAGCUCUGCAGAUGAUCGUUUCAGAGUUACUCCAUCCACUGGGUGACUUUGAGACCCAGACUCUCGGGUACGGGAACAGUUGACAAAGUUCUGAGAAGAUGCCCCGCCCUUUUUGCUUCUUGUCUCUCCCUUGUUCUUGUUGACCGUGUGAUCUUCCCAAAGUCAUUCCUGUGGCUCUGCAGGCACGCUGAUUUUCUCACGUCGUCUUCGUCUUUUCAGUGAAGUCAAACUCUUGAAAUUCCACAACUCUCAACAAUUUUUUCCUUCAAUGACACACUUUUUUCCUUUUUUUUCUAAAAUGUGAAGCUUUAGGACCAAAUUGUUAGAACGCAUCAGGAUUACCAGUUACUUCAAGUAGCUUUUAUUGGAUUUCAGAACACACAGCAUGACUCUGAAGGAUACUAUUAACUACACUUUUAUAUUUAAGAAUGACUUUAUGAUAUAGACAUUACUAUUGAAUAUUUCAGUGAACCGCUGUUAAUUUUAAAAGCAGCCAUCUGUUCCUUAAACAAAGCACGAUGGAUUGACUUGAAUAAAGACACUACGACAACCAGGUUUGUCAGUUUGCAGGAACGAACUUUUUUUCUUUCUCCUGACAAGUUUUGCAAAUUAAUGUGUUAUAGUAAAAAAGUUAAAAAUUAAUUUUCAAUAUCAUUCCCCCCAAAUAUAGCUGUUAUUCCAUAAAAAAGAUGAUAUACUCAAAAUGAUUUUCUGAAUAAUUUUUCUUUUUAUUCUAGCAUUUGAUGAUGGCUAAAUAAUUUUGGACAUCUUUUUAUAUUUUACCUUAUUUCUAUAUUAACCUUAAACCUGGCACCUUGAUUUGCCUUCUAUAACCUAUUUAUUGUAAUUGUGCAAAUUAGCAUCUCUUGGAAACAGUCAGUCUGAUGCCCUCUGACUUUGAAAAGGCUGAGUGGAAGGGAAAAGCUCAUAGAACGAAGUAGACGGACCUUCCGUUGGACCCUGUUGGCAUCAUGGGAGAGGAAACGAAGUCUACUCAGAGCAGCUUUUUACAGGCAUCACAUUUUCUUCUUUCCAGAUUCAGUAGUCAUUUUAUUGGUGGUGUGAUUAGAACUUGGGUAUAUUUAUUAUUUAAUUCUGCCCUUUUACUUUCUGUGAAAUUAUGGAAUCUUACUUAAAAAAUGAAUACACAGUCAUAGUAGGAUUUGUCAUAAGAUGAAAUAAAUGCAGUAUUUAUUGAUAGCUCUAACAUAUGGGAGGAGUGUGUGUAUACCCUGCCCAGAUUUGCAUUAAACAGAAACAGAUUGUAUUAUUGGAAAGGAGAACUCCACAAUAACAGUUGAGAUUUUGUUUCAAUUAAUUAAUGUUUUAAAAGCUUUACACCUGUUUACAAUUGGAGAUGAUAAGGCAGGCUUAAUUUUUCUCAUGUUUGAAAACUGGCUUAAAGUAUUUGCAAAUAGAAUUAUGAGCAAAAUGCACAAACCUGCACAUUGAAAAAUGCAACAAGUUACCUUGAUAGCAGUAAAUUAUUUACCAUUAUAAAAAUGAACAUUGGAAACUCAGCCAGUGAGUUGAUUUUUUUUAAGUGAAUCAGUUGCUGAAAUUAUUGGGGAAUAACUGAGCCAAAGUGAUUAUGCAUUCUUCAUCUAUUUAGUUAGCACUUUGUAUUGUUAUAUACAGUUUACAAUACAUGUAUAAUAACUUGUAGCUAUAAACAUUUUGUGCCAUUAAAGCUCUCACAAAACUU
Messenger RNA from Echinops telfairi (small Madagascar hedgehog), 3311 nucleotides. It is a transcript of the gene BNIP3L, whose product is annotated as BCL2 interacting protein 3 like. The transcript is spliced from 6 exons. NCBI's taxonomy places the organism in Eukaryota, Metazoa, Chordata, Mammalia, Afrosoricida, Tenrecidae. Gene Ontology annotation, biological process: defense response to virus; mitochondrial outer membrane permeabilization; positive regulation of apoptotic process. Gene Ontology annotation, cellular component: mitochondrial envelope; nucleus; mitochondrial outer membrane. The coding region runs from base 66 to 725 and encodes 219 amino acids. The record is from RefSeq and is a predicted model, not a curated record.